AUGCAUUUUUUGACAGAAGAUGGUGAUUUACAGACGUCAAUCGACGCUUUCCAAGUCUUCCUUGCUAAUGCGACUAUCACAUACGAUGGACCCUUUAUGCUGAACGAAUAUGGAAAUAUUGACCACCAAGUUCCCUCCGGUUCGGCGUGGAAUAUAGCACAGAUUGAACGUGCCAACGCCCUCGGUCUACGUUCAAACUGGCGAGGAGAAUAUGAAUUACACGAUUACCUCGCGAACAUAAUUGGGAAAGCCGACACUUAUCCGAAUUACGAAAUUUCCGAUACUAACUACUGGCCAUGUCGAGAAUAUCAAGCCUAUCAAUAUUACACCUUGAACAUGACCGGCUAUCGGGUUCGCUCAGAAAUGACAGAAGACACCCUCGGGGACACAUAUGCUGUUGUGGGCAGCGACAGGGUGAGAGUUCUGGCUGGUGUACGCCCAACUACUGGUACAUGGGGCAUUGUCCUGUCCGGGUUGAGCGCUGUUGGACUGCCACCGAGCGGAGAUCUUCCCAUUCGUACCCUGAGAUUUGAGACUGGAGAUUUGUAUACUGAAGUUGAUGCACCGACGGAUUUGGGAUACUAUACGCAUUCCUAUACAGAUGACACCCUUUACUUUGUUAUCGGGCAGGAUGAUCCAAGUGUCGCGUAUGCUUUCGAACUUGGGAUCUGA
This is a messenger RNA of Penicillium cosmopolitanum, 672 nucleotides long. RefSeq lists its product as uncharacterized. Lineage: Eukaryota; Fungi; Ascomycota; Eurotiomycetes; Eurotiales; Aspergillaceae. Bases 1 to 672 code for a protein of 223 amino acids. The transcript has a single exon. The record is from RefSeq and is a predicted model, not a curated record.